Nestor notabilis (Kea) is the source of this 363-nucleotide messenger RNA. RefSeq names its product exosome complex exonuclease RRP42-like. Gene Ontology annotation, cellular component: nuclear exosome (RNase complex); cytoplasmic exosome (RNase complex). The annotation marks the transcript as partial. Lineage: Eukaryota; Metazoa; Chordata; Aves; Psittaciformes; Psittacidae. The transcript has 3 exons. Gene Ontology annotation, biological process: nuclear mRNA surveillance; U5 snRNA 3'-end processing; U1 snRNA 3'-end processing. The record is from RefSeq and is a predicted model, not a curated record.
GAGGAUCUUCGUGUAGAUGGUCGUGGUUGUGAAGACUACAGAUGUGCAGAAGUAGAAACAGAUGUUGUAUCAAACACAAGUGGAUCUGCAAGAGUAAAGCUGGGAAACACCGAUAUCUUGGUAGGAGUAAAAGCUGAAAUGGGGACACCAAAGAUAGAGAAACCAGAUGAAGGCUACCUGGAAUUCUGUGUUGACUGUUCUGCAAAUGCUACUCCUGAAUUUGAAGGCCGGGGAGGAGAAGAACUUGGCACAGAGAUAGCAAGUACAUUCUACACAGUUUUUAGCAGCGGGAACAGUGUAGACUUGAAAUCACUUUGUAUUAAUCCCAGAGAGCACUGCUGGGUUCUCUACGUUGAUGUGUUG